Medicago truncatula (barrel medic) is the source of this 1580-nucleotide messenger RNA. RefSeq names its product heat stress transcription factor B-4. Gene Ontology annotation, cellular component: nucleus. The transcript has 2 exons. The record is from RefSeq and is a predicted model, not a curated record. Gene Ontology annotation, molecular function: RNA polymerase II cis-regulatory region sequence-specific DNA binding; DNA-binding transcription factor activity. Gene Ontology annotation, biological process: regulation of transcription by RNA polymerase II. Bases 127 to 1248 code for a protein of 373 amino acids. NCBI's taxonomy places the organism in Eukaryota, Viridiplantae, Streptophyta, Magnoliopsida, Fabales, Fabaceae.
UCAUUCCACCCCCUCUCUCUUUUAUCCCCGUCUCAUUCUCAUUCGUUCUCACACUCACACAUACUCUCUCUCUCUCUCUCUCUAAAAACCAGUAUUGUUUGUGUUAUUGAAUGAUCAUCACUGAAAAUGGCUCUUCUACUAGACAACUGUGAAGGCAUUUUACUCUCAUUAGACUCACACAAAUCAGUCCCAGCUCCAUUCCUCACCAAAACAUACCAACUUGUUGAUGAUCCAGCCACAGAUCACAUCGUUUCUUGGGGUGAAGAUGACUCCACCUUCGUUGUUUGGCGUCCUCCUGAAUUUGCUAGAGACCUCCUCCCUAACUACUUCAAACACAACAACUUCUCUAGCUUCGUUCGACAACUCAACACCUAUGGUUUUAGAAAGAUUGUACCUGACAGAUGGGAGUUUGCAAAUGAAUAUUUCAAAAAAGGAGAAAAGCAUUUGCUUUGUGAGAUUCAUAGAAGAAAAACAUCACAGCCACAACAAACAGGAAUCAACAUGAAUCAUCACCAGCAGCAUCACAAUGUUCCACCAAGUUUCUUUCCAUUUUCAAACACUAGAGUUAGCAUUUCUCCAUCCAAUGAUUACUCUGAUGAACAACUCAACAACUGGUGCGACUCUCCACCAUUAACUUCACCAUCAUUUGUUAAUGGAGGAACACAAACAACAGCAACAAACAACUACAAUACUUCUGUUACUGCUCUUUCUGAAGACAAUGAAAGACUAAGAAGAAGUAACAACAUGUUAAUGUCUGAGUUAGCUCACAUGAAGAAGCUUUACAAUGAUAUUAUCUACUUUGUUCAGAAUCAUGUUAAACCAGUAGCUCCAAGUAACUCUUACUCUUCAUCUUUUCUGCUUCCACAAGCUUCAAAUUCAACUCCUAUGAAUGGUGGUGGUAAUGUUUCAAUGGUGCAAAAGCCAAUGAACCAGCUUUUGGGCUAUUACAAUUCUAACCCUAAACAUGUUUCUCAUCUUCAAACUCAAAAUCAAACACAUCAUGGUAUGAAUGUGAACUCUCCUACAAACACAUCAAGAAGCUCAAUAACAAUGGUUGAAGGGCUUAACAGUAAUAACUGCAGCAAGACUAAGCUUUUUGGAGUAUCACUUCAGUCCAAGAAAAGAGUGCACCCUGAAUGUGGAUCUAAUAAUCCAAAUAGUUUGGAAACAAACAAGGCUCGUUUGGUUUUGGAAAAAGAACAUGAUUUUGAUUUGGGUUUGAAUCUCAUGCCUCCUUCCACUUGUUAGUUAGUUUCUUAAAUGAGAAUCCUAAGCUAGUUAGGUUUUUUAUUUUAUUUUUAUUUUAGUUUUUUUUACUUGUUUGUUUUAUUUUAUUCUUAUCUUUCUUAUUUUAUUGUUGAAGAAUGAAGUUGAUUAUCAAGUUUUGAGUCACGGAGGAGCUAGGAAGAUCAUGAUGAUAUUGAUGGAAACAUGUGUUUUUGCGUGCGUGUGUGAUUCUGUGUACAUAUAACUUAGUGCCAAUAUUAUCUUUGUUCACAAUCUAUUGAUGUAGGUGGAUUUUGGUAGUACUAAGAUUAAAGAUCAAAAUUAAAUUACCAAACUUUAAAUGUUUGGUUCAA